Molecule: messenger RNA, 416 nt
Organism: Peromyscus eremicus (cactus mouse)
Lineage: Eukaryota; Metazoa; Chordata; Mammalia; Rodentia; Cricetidae
Product: protein S100-A9-like
Exons: 3
Coding region: 60-356 (98 amino acids)
Source: RefSeq, a predicted model, not a curated record
CCCAAGGAGAGUCAUGUGUCCAGCUAGGGGCUGCCUAUAAAAGCUGGCCUGCACCUGUGAUGCCCAGCACUCUGUGCAGCUCCUCAGCUUUGGUUAAAAUGGAUCAAGAUUUGUCCACAGUGGAAAGCCUCAUAAAAAACAUCAUCAGGGUCUUCACCCUGUACUCUGAUAGAAACCCUGUAGAAAUGACCCAAGGGGAACUGAAAGAGUUCCUUGAAAAGGAACUACCAAAUUUCAUCAAGAAGUCAGAGUUUUCGGAAAACCUGUUUAAGCAAUUGGACAAUUCGGAGAAGGAGGAGAAGUACAACCUUGAGGAGCUUUUCGCCAUGUUGGCAAGAAUGGCACAGACGUCCUAAGAGAAGAUGCACAGCAAUGCCUCCCUGCACCUGCCCGCCCAGUGCUACAGGGAAUGUAAU